This is a messenger RNA of Fonsecaea erecta, 1515 nucleotides long. RefSeq lists its product as hypothetical. The record is from RefSeq and is a predicted model, not a curated record. The transcript has a single exon. NCBI's taxonomy places the organism in Eukaryota, Fungi, Ascomycota, Eurotiomycetes, Chaetothyriales, Herpotrichiellaceae. Gene Ontology annotation, molecular function: 2-oxoglutarate-dependent dioxygenase activity. The coding region runs from base 1 to 1515 and encodes 504 amino acids.
AUGCCUGGUGCAAAAACCAAGAACACCGCGAAGGAUUUCGCCCUCACGACCCUCCUCACUCUCAUCGAAGACUAUCACUCGUUCAACCCAGAAACGACCGUGCCGACGUACGCAUACCCAACAUACCUCGAAUUCAGCCAACAGAUCGCCCGGGGACGCCCGUGCGUGUACCGUCUCGACCGCAGCGUCCUCGAUGAUGAUGACGACGUCCGCAAUGGAAGUGGCGAAGUGGAGGCCAAGGGUGAAAGCUGCAACGGGAGCGAGGAAGACCCGAAGCCUCCUGCGUCGGACAGUGUCAAACGUCGACGCCUCCGGCAAGAGCAGCGCUCCGUCCUCUCGGCGCCGUGCUUUCGGUGGACGAAGAAGAGCCUAUGCGAGCUGGUCCCGGACGAGGUCGAGGUCGCGGUGACCCCGGACGGGAGGGCGGACGCGCUUUACUCCCUCCCACGGAGGGGGAAGAGGCCAGAUGCUGUGGAGGGCGGCAGUGGAGAGGAUCAAGGAAACGGCAAGGUCGGUGAUCGUGGUGUUGAGAGGGAAAUGAGAGACCUGGCGCAGAAGGGCAUGAGCGGACACGAGGAAGAAGGUGAGGAAACAGAAACAGAAACAGAGCAAGUGUUCCUGCAACCCGCCACCACACAGAUGACUCUUGCGUCUCUGAUCGACAAGCUCUGCCCUCCGCAGCCAUCAUCUCAAACAAUAUUACCCACAACCACAAACGACCCCGUCUACUACCUGCAAUCCCAGAACUCGAACCUCCACACCCCCCCACUCUCGUCACUACUGCACGCCCUCCCACGCGGCCCUCCGCCCUUCAGUGCCAACGUGCUCGGCGCCCCCGAAGCCGUCAACAUCUGGAUCGGCAACGCGCGGUCCGUGACUAGUACGCACCGCGACCCGUAUGAGAACCUGUACCUGGUGGUCAAGGGCCGGAAGCGGUUCGUGCUGUACAGCCCCGUCGAGGAGGUGUGUUUGCACGCGCAGAGGGUGCGGACGGGGCGGUGGGAGGUGGUGUCGGAGGGUGAUGAUGAUGAUGAUCAGCCUCCUCGGUGUAGAAAGAGAGAUCGCGGUAUGAGGGAUGGGAAUGGAGAUGGAGGAGACGGACAAGGGCAGCAGGGAAGGAAGAAGGGGCAGUUUAGGAUUGUCAUGGACGACGAUGCCGAGAAGGACUGGGUCCUGGACGACGACCAAGACACGACGAACUGCAUCCCCUGGAUCCCCAUCGACCCUCUCGCGCCGCCUCCAGCCCCAUCGACGAGAUACCCGUACUACAAGCACGCCCGACCUCUCACCGUGACCGUCUCGGAAGGCGAAAUCCUCUACCUGCCAGCGGGCUGGUUCCACCACGUCAGCCAGGAAUGUGGCGUCUGGGAGAGCGACGAGGGCGAUGGGGGCGAGUCGGUGGUGGCGCCCUGUAUAGCAGUCAACUACUGGUUCGACAUGGACUACUCCGGAGAGAAGCAUGUCAUGAGGGAGAUGGUGGGACGAUUAGUUGAGAAAACCCGAACAAAUGACUGA